AAUAAUAAGAAGAAGACGGAGGAAAUGGAAAAAAAGAGGAAAGAAAAAAUACCGUUAGAAUAUCCGUUUUUAGAGGCUUGAGAGGUCUUUUUUGUGGUAAUGUUACUUUAUAAUUGAAAUCAAAAAGAUUAUAGAUUAUUUUCUAGAAAUAUAUAAUUAGUAAAUAGUGGUUUGGUUUUCUGAACCUUGUUAUAGAUUUGUCGCUACGUUAUCUCGGGUGUGGUUCAGAAUCAAACAUAAAAACAAAUAUUUAAAUCAUCCAAAAUCUCAUUUUGCUUGAAUCUUCGACAUUAUGAAGAGGACUUCAAUCUUCAUUUUGAUUUUACUGCUAAUGUGGAGUGUGUUUGCUGCUACUGCAGAUGAAGUAAAAGCAGUGACAGUGACGGAGGGAGAUUCUGUCACUUUAAAUCCUCGUCAGGGUUUAAAGGAGAUCGAUCUAUUACUUUGGAGGUUUGGAGACAAAGGUUCCACCAUUGCUCAAAUCAAUGAAAAUAAUAUCUCAUAUCCUAACUACACUGAGAUAUUCAAAGGCAGACUGAAGCUGAAUCAGACUGGAUCUCUGACCAUCAACAACACGAGAGCCAAACAUUCUGGACUUUAUAUUCUACAUAUCGACCACAGUGGAGGAAAAUUAGUAAUGAACUUCGUUGUUACUGUCAAUGAGCCUUCACCUUUAAUUGAUGCUCCUGAAGCUGAAAUGAUGCAUGUGUCAGUGAAGGAGGGAUAUCCUGUCACUCUUCACACUGAUGUUCCUCAACUACACGGAGAUGAACUGAUAGUGUGGAGGUUUGGAGAUAAAGAAAAACUCAUGGCUAUAGAUGAUAAAGAGAUCAAGAGCAAAAAAAUAUAUGAUACUGAUGAGAGAUUCAGACACAGACUGGAGCUGAUUGACCUGACCGGAUCUCUGAUCAUCAAUAACAUGAAAUACACAGAUGCUGGACUUUACACAGUGAAGAUCAGCAGCAACAAACAGAUACUAUACAAGAAAUUUUUUGUCACUGUCAGUGGUUCAGGUCUAUCUUCAGGUGCUGUAGCAGGAAUUGUUGUUCUGCUGCUGCUGGUUGCAGUUGCAGCUGUAUUGGGUUUUCUUUACUAUCGCAACAAGAACUCUAAACUACAGAAACGACUUGAUGGCGUUUAUCAAACAGCAUCAGGAGGGGAUGUCACUAUAAAGCCUGAAACUAAACUACAUCCAGGUGAUGAGAUACAGUGGUGGUUUUGGAAUGAACUCUCCCCGAUAGCUGGAUUCAAAGAUGGAAAGAUCUUUACAUCCAAUAAUCCUAAAUGGAAAGGCAGAGACAGACUGAAGCUGGACAAGAAGACUGGAUCUCUGACCAUAAACAACAUCGGUCGUAAACUCACUGGAAAAUAUACAUUAGAGAUCAUCAGGGGCAGUGGAGAAAACAUAAGAAGGACAUUCACUGUUCUUAUUACAGAUAAUAAGAUAGCAGCACAGAAAGGAGCUUCUCAAACUCUGAAGCCUGAUACUGAAAUACAGAGAGAUGAUGAGAUACAGUGGCUCUUAGGAAAUAAAAAUGAUCUGAUUGCUAAAAUGACUGGAGUGACCAGAAAGAUAACAUAUCCUGAUGAGAGAUUCAAAGACAGACUGGAGCUGGACAAGAAGACUGGAUCUCUGACCAUCAACAACAUCACUUUUAAACACACCGGAGUUUUUAAAAUGAAGAUCAGCAGCUGGAGAAGAAACAAAAUACAAGUGUUCAUUGUUUAUAUCCCACCGGAGGAUAAGAUAUUCACAGAGGGAGAUACAGCUGUUUUACAGAGUGGUGUAGAAAUACAGAUAGAAGAUGAAGUAGAAUGGAAGUUUGAAGGUUCUAAGUCUCCAAUAGCUAAAAUUAAAGAUGGACAAAUAAAGUUUCCAUCUGCUGGUCCAGGUGAGAGAUUCAAAGAGACACUGGUUCUGGACAAGAAGACUGGAUCUCUGAUCAUCAAGAACGGCAGACCUGCACAUUCUGGGCGUUAUUGUCUCCAGAUCAAGAAUAGCACUGGAGCCCCAAUCAGAGCAUUCAAUGUUGUUUUCCAUUCUCCCGCAGAAAACCAAGAGCCUGCUUUAUUGCCUGAAGAACAGAAACUAUUACCUAGAGAUUUUGAGGAUAUUGUGUAUGCGAAUGAGAGGACGAGUCCAGUUUAAUGAGAGAAGACACGCCCACCAGUGUCAAUCACUGUGACCUCAUCAACAUGUAAAGCUCCAACUACAAACAAACAAUCAUCUUUCCGCUUUUCAGAGCUUCUAGAAUCCGUCCAGUAAAGUAAGAAACAAAUCUGUGUUUGAUCAGCCGUUAAACUCGCAUGUAAAAAUAUUUUAGAUGAACUCAAAAAUGUGCUGAUAAAACACUUUCAUGUUGUUUUGUGAAUGUUACACAUCAUAUGUUACUCUGUUAGCAGUUUGACCCUCAAAGCUUUGUGUGAUUUUAGAAAGUGAGCAGCUUUUAUAAGACAUUUUAUCACAGCAGUGUUACUCUAAUCAUUUUGUGUGAUAUUUAUUAAUUAUUAAUUUUAUAAUUAAGACCAAUAUCAGGAUAAUGUCACUGUUUUGGGGUCUCAUGUAUGAAACUCACAUUUUAGAAACACCUUUGACUAUCAGUGCUACAUUUAGUUUCAGUAUAUUUUACACUUUUAUUAUUGAAGUUAAUCAGCUGUAACUUUUAUUUACAGUGUUUUACUUUUCAUUUGAACUUUAAACUUUGUUUUAUUAUACUUGUUAUGAUUUACUGUUAUUGAGUCUGUUAUUUUACUGUCAUUUUAUUAUGCUUUGAUAUGUUUUUCCGUGACAUAUUCUAAAGUGAAUCUGCUUCUUUAUCUAAAUCUGAUCUGCAUGUCAGAUUUAGUAUAUAAAGAACUUUGUAUUUAUGCUGAAGCACUUAAAUUAGCUUUUAACUAAAGAAGCUCUUGUUCAAUUUGAGCACUUACUGAUGUGAUGUCACACUGUUGUGAAUUUGCUUUUGAUUUAUUAAUUAUUCUGUUAGUCAUUUUUGACCACUGCAUGUUCUUAAUGAAUACAUGUCAAAUACUUACUAACUGAUCAUUUGUGUCCCCAAGUUUAGUGGACAAAUAUUGUUUCAGCUUGUUUUCUAACAACUGUUUUCACACAAAAUGCUUGAAAAUAUAUUUUUGAAUUCAAUUGUUAUCCUAGCCAAACAUAAUAAAGGAAAAUUGCGUGAAAA
Molecule: messenger RNA, 3182 nt
Organism: Danio rerio (zebrafish)
Lineage: Eukaryota; Metazoa; Chordata; Actinopteri; Cypriniformes; Danionidae
Source: RefSeq, a predicted model, not a curated record